UUUCAAGGUACCUGUAACCUGAAACAGCCAUGUGUGUGAUUUCAGGACAAAAAAUAAUGAGAGAAUUGUAGAGUUGGAUUUUUAACAACAUAUCUUUGUUAAAUCAAUACUUAGCCUUAAAGCUGACACAAAGAGAUCUGAAGAUGUUUUCAUCCAUAGCUUAUUCAUAAUUCAUUAUUGGAAAUUAAAGACCUGACAGGAUGGGAGCUUUCUAUUCAACCCAAUGGUUCAGUUCAAUGUAUUCCAGUGGGGUAAAAACAUUCAUUUUAAAACUGCUCAAAAUAACAUCCCUAUCCAAUUCUGCCCAUUUUAUCAGCUCAUGCAGUAAUAUAUUUGCCGACACUUUAUCAGUCUGUCCAAAUAUCAACACAAAUUGGAAUGUCCGGGCACAUGCUCCCGCCCACAUGUUCACUCAAUAGUUGAAUAAAUCUCUGUUCAUACCGUGCACUACUUGUACACAGCUGUUGUCAGUGUAAUGGUUUUGGAGACAGUUAUAUUCAUUAUGGAUGGUUUAAUCUGGAGAUGGUGUGAUACACCCUAGGUGCUUUGCCCUAAGGAUGGCCAUUUCUUUCUACUUGGCAGGACAUUGUUAUUGAAAGGUAAUGUGAACCCAUGGAAAAAUGAUCAGUGUUCAAGUAGCUGUAGCCAGCCUAGUGCUUGCUGUGUGUGUGAAUUUUGUGCUGGCUGCUAGCCUAGAAGAGACGGCACAGGCAAAGACAAAACGCACCCUGCGUCACCAGUGUAGCCCUCACUUCCACUGUCCCCCAGGCACUGGUCUUCUUCUACCCUGUGACCCUAAGGAUGAGACCCCGUGUCGGCCCUGUCCCCCAGGGUUUUAUGCAGACAAGAAGCACACAGGUGCCUGUACUCCGUGCUCUCAGUGCAGUGGACUGAAGGCACAGUCUUGUACCAGCACAACAGAUGCAAAGUGUAUUGGCAGCCUGCAGGUGGCAGCAAGAGGUGGUUCUCCAGCGGCUCCCUACGAGGUCCUUCCCACUAAACCCAGCACACGUAAAACUCCUAUAGCCCAUACUGAAGAUACAAUAUCUGUGGACCACACUGCUGGAGCAUCGAGCUGGGAAACCCCAGUGAUCAUCAUUGUGGUUGUGAUAGGUGUGCUGGUCAUUGUGUUCUUCAUUGCCUGCUGUGUGUACCGCAGAUUUAAGAACAGGACCAGACAGCAACAUGUAGAGAUUGCUGUCAGGUAUCAAGAUGUAUUGGAACGAGACCCCACUCACAGGGACAUUGCCCAGACCUGGCCAAUGCUACACACAGUGGACACACAGACCACACCACAGAGAGGCAAAUCACCCGCCAAAAAGAAGCAGAAAAGUCCAGGGCUCAUUUCCAGGUCAACUGCAGAUCUUCUGGCACAUCUCUCAGGGGAGAAACCUAAACUCAAGAAGUUGUCCCACUCUAUGAGCUCCUUGUCUUUCUUUCCUCCUCACAUAGAGGUCACUGUGAAGCAGGUCCAUGAUGACACCCAUUUUGAUUUCUCGAGAAGAACAGCUUCAUUAUAUCACCAUACUUCCAUCCCUGCAGGGCUGAAGAGAGAAUGCAAGAGCACGUCGUCCCUCCCUGUAUUCUUAGAUGAUGCUAUGAGCGAGCUUAAGGGUUUUGACAAAAAAGAGGCCCUGAAGAGCCUCACAAAAGGCUUUAUCAAAAAGGCAACUUUGGUGAAAGUAAGACCCAAGGUGUUUGAAGGCUCUAACUGGCUUCAAGAACAAGGGAUCCGAAAAGAACUGAAUGAGAUGUCGUCAUUGACAACACAAAUCCAACUGAAACAGUUUACCCGGCUCGAUGAGGAUGGAAACCGGAUGUCACCAGAUCAGCCCUCAACUUCGCGGGUUUUUGACCACCCACCAGCAGCAGCUGAAGAACUCGAAGAUGAAGUUUUCCAUGUUCCAUCCAAUCUCCAGAAGCAUGUCAAGACCAACAAUGCCAAUCUUGCCCAGCCUUUACUGCAGGCAGACUCUGAGUCAAAUUCUAGUUCCCAGCAGAAACUGAAUGACAAUCAGAAUAUGUCUUUCUUCACAUCAUCUGGAGGUCAGCUGGUCAGAGAGGGGUCUGCCGUGGAGCUUCAUAUCCCAAGGGGGGCAGUGCCCAAGGGACAGACAUUUGCUGUGCAAGAUGGGGUCAUCCUAGACCAAAGGCCAUUUGUGUCUGCUGUUAGCCCAGACGAGAGAAUUAUAUCUCCCAUAGUAGAAUACAAGCUGUGUGGCGACAAGUCGUUUAAGAAGCACGUUCUAGUCAAGAUACCACAUUGCAUUGCAGAUCGUGACCUAUGGGAAGACAUCCGAGUGCUCUGCAGUGAGUCAACCACAGCCCCGUACAUCUUUAAAGAGGUGCCAUACCAAAGCAAGGAGAACAAUGUACACCAAGACAUGUAUUUCACCCUGCGUGAUGGUUACAUAUACUUACAAACCACACAUUUUACCCUGUUCCUCUGCACAUGUCGAAAGCGCAGUGAUAAAGACAUGGUGAUUGAUGCAGUGGUCUUUGGUUCCUUCUCGGAGAAGACCGUUAAGAAUAAACCCAACAGAGAAGUCAGACUGAGGCUCUACCUAUGUGACACAUUGUAUGCAAUCAAGGAUUACUUGGAGCACUUGAAAGCCAGAGAAAAUAGGGUUCUUCUUGAUCAAAAGAGGAUUGAAUUGACCCCCAAAGCAAGUGGGCAAACCAGUGAGUUUGAAAUGGAGCUGGAUGACAGGAAUUUGCCAGAGGGCUGGAGACCUCACAUCUUCUCACUGCGCCAGUGUAAGAAAGUGGAGGAACUAGUCUGUUGUCACAAUGGUGACUUCCCUCCAUUGGCAGCAGAGUACGUCCUACAGAACACGCAAUUUAUGCUGAAGGACACCAGUUUCAGCACAGUGAUAGAAAUCACACACAGGUCCCCAGUGCUGGCUAGCAAGAUCAAGUUUCCACCAUUUUCUAAAAGCUCGUCUGGUGUACAGUAUGGAGAGACAGCUUUUGCCACCACGACAAUCUACAUCAAUGAGGAGCUGCAGAGGAUGGGAAAGAUGAAUGCAAGCUCUUUCAACAAGCUCCUUGUGCAUCCUGCCAGCCCAGAGGAGUGGUCAGAAGUGUUUGAUGUGAUUGCUGGUGAGCUUGGACAACGAGCAACAUGGCCACUGGCCAGAGCCCUGGGACUGACCAAUGUGGAAAUAGAAAAUGUCCAACAUAGGCAUCCUGAUGACUUAAUGGAGCAGAAAAUACAGUUGCUGAGAAAUUGGAGGCAGAAACAAGGUCCUGAGAAAGCAACCAUGUUUGCUUUGAAGUGUGCCCUGAAUAAGGUUGAACAGAAAGAUCUAGCACAGAAAUUACCAUCAUAGGAUGAUUUGAUCUGGUGCAGUACAAUAACAUCAUGUAUUUUUUUAAAAGGAAUAUUUUUUCUGUCCAUCAGCAGAUUUGAAAUUGAGCCUUAAUAUGGUUACUUUAAAGCAUCUUGUUUUAAUUGUAUUGUACAAGACAUGGUAGAUAUUUUACGUUUCUGUUUAAAAUUUAGAAAUGGCAAACUGGUGUUUGUUAUGCAGUCAGUAUAUCUCUUGGAGUGCCAUAUGAAAGACUGACUUUGUUGUUUGGACACUUGGUCCAAUUUUCUUUGUCUCUCUAGUGUAAUGUCUCUGGCAUUGCCAGUUUUAUGUUGUGUUUAAAUGUAUAUUUUUAUCAUACAUAAGUUUUUAAUGUUCAUAAAAUGGACAUAUUCUAAUAUUGACAGCAAUAUUCUAUGGUCCUCACUAAGAUGCAAUGUGGGCAAUAUUUUAUAUUUUAUCUCUAUACUUUGAGAGUAUUGGUUGUGAAUUUGGUGAACCACCAUCAGCAGGAUUCUACAUUGAUAUGCACAAAAUAUUUUUAAAUUGUGAGUCAAAGAUUUGAUACAAAUUAUAGAUGUUUCCAAUUUCCCAAUUUAUUGAUAACGAAUUGUACACAUAAGGCAUGUGGGGUGUGGUAAGGGGAAUUCUUUGCACAGAAUAUUCCACUGAAAUAUGGAAUUUCUGGGCCAUGUGAUUUUCAUCACCCAAGAUUAUUUUGAUACAAAAUUUUCUCUCUUUGUCUUUUUAAGAUAAUCCCAUUUGAUGUCACCAUGUUUUCUCUUUGCUGUAUCUGUUAGGUUUAAAAUCAAUUAUAUAAAUGUCCAAAUAGUAUAUUUCCCUAUUGAAGCAGAGUAUUAAUAAUUGUCUCUAUAUCUGAAAAAAAAAUUAAGUAUUCUAAUAUGGCAGUAAUAAAUGUUUUGUUCUGCUAUAUUCUAACAAUGGAUAGUUUUAAAGGUUGUAUUUGUUAUCUAUUCAGUUUGAUUUUAUUGUUUUUCUUGUCAAAGACAGUGUUGUAUAUAAUGCAUGCUUUAAAGAUUUAUUACAUUGUUAUGUUUGUAUUUUAAAUUUACAGUGUCACAGACACAUGGGAGUAUUAAUGGUAUGAAGUCUGUCACAGGCAGUUUUCAUCAACAAAAAUUUCACAUAGCAUUCCUUAAAUCUUACCUCUCUUACCUAAUACUUUUGCAAAUGGGUGCAGCACUCCCAGAAUGAACUGACCUCUAUUCUUAGCAAUACACAUAGACAUGUGAUCCAAGUGAUAUUAUGAAUUAAUCAGUGAAAUACUAUGUACAUUUAUAGUGCUUUUUUAUCUACAGGUGACAAUUAUGGUUCCAUGUUCUUUGAUAAUCAAAUGUAUUAAAAUCUGGGAAUCGAGAAAUAUGGCUAUACUUAUUAUUAUUUGGAUGCUGUGUAUCACGAGUUUAGCCUAUUUAACUUUCAUAAGCUUGUCUGCUUUGUCACCAAAAUCUGAAAAUCUGACUGUCUUAGAAAUAGUUUUAAAAAACUAUUCAAAACUAUUCAAAACUAAUGAAUUUAAAUUGUAUAUCUUCAGUGUGAAAACCUACUGGUUAUGACUCACUGUAGUCACUGUUCAGACUGUUUAUGUUGUUGCUUAAUGUCAGUAUUUGCUAUUUUUGUGUUCUUGUUUACCUUUAUUGUUGUGUUGUUGAAAAAUGGUCUCAAGUAAUAAGAAAAUAUCUCUUCAUUUCACAUAUAUGUUCAUGUAUGGAUA
Molecule: messenger RNA, 5046 nt
Organism: Lingula anatina
Lineage: Eukaryota; Metazoa; Brachiopoda; Lingulata; Lingulida; Lingulidae
Biological process (GO): Rho protein signal transduction
Cellular component (GO): cell surface; plasma membrane
Molecular function (GO): nerve growth factor binding; death receptor activity; coreceptor activity
Source: RefSeq, a predicted model, not a curated record